CACCAUUGCGAACACCGUACAAUACAUGCAGCUGUAUGACAAGUGCAAAUCUUUUCAUUACUGGAGUAACAAACAAAUUCGACGAUCAAACACACUCAACAUAAUGACACCGUGCAGUCGAACUGCCCUGUGUCGGUCGUAGUGCUUACUAUUUCCCACGGUCAUGACGGUGUGCUUGAACUCUGACUGCUUGCAUCUCCUAAGUGGUUUAUGACCAGUGACCCAUGAAUCAUGUGUGGUAUAUACUGCCUGCUCGCCCCAUCCUCACCUGAUGGACUGUGUCAUCUGCAAGCAAAUCUGGUCACAUCAAAGCUGUACAAGAGCCUGAUACUGAGGGGCCCUGACUGCUCUAAUGACCUCCUCAAACCCAUUGGUGUUAGGAGGAUAGAUCAUUCCCAACAGUUUCAGCAGUUGCAUGCAUUCUUCACUGGACAUGUUCUUCGUCAGAGAGGAACACUGACAUCCCAGCCCAUGGAAGACUCUGAUGGCAAUGUGCUGAUGUGGAAUGGAGAGAUAUUUGCUGGAAUCAAGGUUGAUCUUGCUGAUAAUGAUGGUCACUUGCUGUUGACCAUGUUGCAGUCCAGUCAAUCAAACCAAGAUAUUUUGACAGUUCUUAGCCAAAUUAAGGGCCCCUGGAGCUUCAUUUAUUGGCAGGAGUCCCAGCAUUGUCUCUGGUUUGGACGGGAUUGUCUUGGUCGACGAAGUCUUCUCUGGGGGUGCUUUGGAGAUGGUAAUCAGUCCUUUGCCCUAUCAUCUGUUGCUAGGCGACCAGAGAUCAACACUAAUGAGAGAUGGUCAGAGGUACCCGCAGAUGGAAUCUUCUGUCUAGAUGUUAAACAGUGGUCUCAACAUUCAGGGCUGCCUAUCCAGGUGAUGCUGUUUCCAUGGCAACAAGAUGCAGUUUCCUCAUCAGGGAGUGUUUUUAGUCCUACCGUUUCAGAUGAACUCAAAGAAGCUGUCUCCAAUGGAGACCUCCUAUCACAUCUAGAGCCACAUAAUAGCAAUUUUUUGGGCCAAAGUUUGAAUCCUGAUCUCAGCUUUGACAUCAUGACGGAAGGUGUAAAGAGUCCAAUAGCUCCAAUGAAUAUGUCAGUUCCAACUAAGACUGAGGAAGAGCUCUUGUCCUUGUGGGGAGAACAAGUUAAGUUACAGCUUCUCAAAAAUUGUCCAAGGGAGAUUCUAUUAAAGGGGAGUGCAUGUUCCAUGGAAAUGGAUGACCUGCACCAUUUUGAAGGAAUAAGAAUAUUUGAUGUAAGCAAAAGUGUCUUACCUGGAGGGAGUAUAUCAGAAUUGUUACCUCACAAAAUGGAGCAUGAGUUGGCCAGAAAUUCUGACAAGUCAGACAGCCAGUUGGGAAUCGAUUCAAACCACAGAAUCGCACAACCCCCAUCCCGGGACCAAAUUCAAGAAAAUUUGCCUUCAGCCAUGACAAAGCCUUCUGCAGUUACAGACUGUGCUCGUCAAGAUGUGAUCGGAGAAGAAGAUGCCUUGCCAAGACAGGAAUUAAAGCUUGGAAGGGAGCCUAGUGAAAGGAUCAGGGAUUGCUUAGCAUCAAUCAGUGUGUUUGAGUGUGAGAUGAUGAAGGCUGUCACUGGAUUGAUUAAAAUCCUACAGGAGUCUGUGAAAAGGAGGGUCUUCAAUCUUCCUCGUCCCCGUAGAAAUGACAAUCUCCAAGAUCCACAUUUGUCACCGUCCUCUCACGACAGCAUCUUCAAUUGGCACUUAGAUGUGCAUCCUGUUUCAGUGACAAGACAGGGGUGUUCCCCUAUCCACAGCGAGUCAGAUUCAGAGUUUAAAGUGAAACGCAGUGACAGUCAAGAUGCAGAGCGCCCCCACUGGCAGUGCCACAGUAGGGUAGCCAUUUUAUUCUCUGGAGGGAUUGACUCCAUGGUGAUAGCAGCCUUUGCUGACAGGUGCAUACCUAAGGAGGAAUCUGUUGACUUAAUCAAUGUGGCUUUCCAGCAGCUACCAAAAACAUCAGGCAAAACUUCAGCAGACAGGGAGAACCAAGAAGAAAGCUAUGAUGUCCCAGACAGACUAACAGGACGGGCAGGUCUGGAGGAGCUCAGGAAACUUAACCCAGAGAGAAGAUGGAACUUUGUUGAGGUGAAUGUGACAUUUGAGGAACUUCGGAAAAUGAGAGGAGAGAGAGUCAGUGAUCUUAUCUAUCCACUGCAGUCUGUGAUGGAUGACAGCAUUGGCUGUGCUAUCUGGUUUGCUGCAAGAGGACAAGGUCUUCUGACCACUGAGACGGGCAUUGCACAGCAACCAUAUGAAAGCCCUGCGAAGGUUGUACUGGUUGGCAUGGGAGCUGAUGAACAACUAGCUGGCUAUUCCAGACAUCGUACAAAAUUCAAGUCAUCAGGAUGGAGUGGUCUUGUUUGUGAGGUCAACAUGGAGGUCUCAAGGAUAGCCAGUAGGAACCUAGGCAGGGAUGACAGAAUUAUAUCUGACCAUGGACGUGAGGCUCGCUUUCCAUUUCUAGAUGAAGACGUCGUGAAUUAUCUGAACCACCUUCCUAUUUGGCUUAAGGCUGAUCUGAGUUUGCCAAGGGGAGUUGGGGAGAAACUGCUCCUGCGAGUGAUGGCUCGGGCAAUAGGCCUCGGAGAGUCUGCGUUGCUGCCUAAACGAGCCAUUCAGUUUGGCUCUCGCAUCGCAAAGGUGGAGAACCCCAAGGAGAAAGCAUCCCACAUCUGUAGCAGGCUGCUGGAAAGAUAAAGACACAGGGGACCAGCCCUCAAGACCAUCAUUUGAAAGAGAGAGAGCCAUUUCACUGGUGACCAGCAUAUCCAUCAAGAUAUUAUAUCCUAAUUGUCUCUUGCAGAAGGCACUGUAUGUGACCAGUAGAGGGCUCUAAAUUUGUUACCUAGCUUUGAUGUCCAAUUAGGCUGAUAUACUGCGUGUAUACAUGCAUGCUUUUUUUCUGUAGUUCUGGAGACUAUUGUGCAAUAGGAGAUGUUGUGCUAUAGUUGUGAGGAACCAAAAUGGAUGGGUGGAUGGACACGAAGGAUGGAUCCAGAACAAUAUUUGGAGGGGGGGUUGAGGGGGACAACCUAUAACCUAUCUGUCUGUAACCUAUUGUGGUAUUUCUGAGGGUUGAGGCUAAAUUUUAGCACUGUUUGCACACUGUAGGGAGGGAGGGAAAUGAAAUUCACCCCCCCCCAAAUCAUUCAUCUCUCAUUACAUUUCAAAAACCAGUUACCUGGACCUGAUUCCCCCCCCCCAUCUACUAAUGGGACACACCAUUACCCAUUAAUCUGGUCCAAAUCAUCCCAGAAAGGAAAAUUCUCCAUGAUACACUGCUGGGAAGGGCUCUUGCUCAUGUUUAAGUGAAGAUAAGUAUAACGGUACAAAUAAUACGCACAAACUAUGGUGGAUGCAAUCACUAAACUCUGUAUACAGACUGAAAUAGUGCAUCAAGAUCUGGGGGUUGACUGGUCCCCAUCCCAAUAGUUAAUAAAGUAUAGGGAGUGGUAGCUAGUUUGCAUUUGACACCGUUGAUUGGCCCUUGUGCGUUCAUGCAUAGUGCAUAUGCCUCUUUUUUUUCUCUUUUUUUUUGAAUGUUUUUGUCAGUAUGUGCUGGUUUUAUGUUUAUCGAUAACAUACAUCACAUGAAUCGACAGCACCCGAAACUCCCAAGAUAAUCAGUCAAUUGUCAUUCCCACAUUUAUCACAGGGUAUGUAUGUUUCUGAUCUGAUCACUAAUGAUCUUUGUACACUGACUAUAGUCAGUGUACAAGUCAGAGUACAGAGAUCAGCCGCUCACUAGUGAAAACCCACAGGGUGUAAAGGGUUCAAAUAUUGGCCCAGUGUUUUUGUGAAUCACUUUGACUUUAUUGUGAUAUCAGGCAUAAAGAUUACUCAUUUGUGGGUCCCCUACACUUAUAAUUCACAUUGUACACUCCACUUUGAAUGUCUGGCACAAAUGUUUUUAUUUCACAAAUUCACAUCAAUGACACUAUGACAUCGUGGAUGAUGUUGGAAAAUAACCAACAUGAACAGAUAGGAAGGCCCUAUCUUUGUGACUUGUUUUAUCCAUAAGUACUUUUUAUGCGCGAGAUUCAUUGAUUCUCAUCUUACAUUAUACCCCAAAAAGGGAAGUUGCAAGAGUGCCAGUCUGUUACCAUGGCAACAUUUAGCUAUACCUGAUCAUCAAGUUGAAGUUUCAAAAGAAAUCUUUAUGAUAGUCGGACACUUCAAAUGAAGAAACAGCGCUAGAGUGUUUGUUUUAACUUACUACCACCAUAUGGUGGAACAGGAUACAUCCCUUCCAAUAUUUCAGUCUGUUACCCAUAGAAUAUGAGCGAUUCACAAAAGUGUGCCUCCAAGAGUUGGCAACGGGUUGACCAAUCACAGUGCUUGAAAUCUGGCGAUCCUUU
This is a messenger RNA of Acanthaster planci (crown-of-thorns starfish), 4379 nucleotides long. RefSeq names its product asparagine synthetase domain containing 1 (gene asnsd1). The record is from RefSeq and is a predicted model, not a curated record. NCBI's taxonomy places the organism in Eukaryota, Metazoa, Echinodermata, Asteroidea, Valvatida, Acanthasteridae. Gene Ontology annotation, molecular function: asparagine synthase (glutamine-hydrolyzing) activity.